Molecule: messenger RNA, 1573 nt
Organism: Oncorhynchus mykiss (rainbow trout)
Lineage: Eukaryota; Metazoa; Chordata; Actinopteri; Salmoniformes; Salmonidae
Product: pleckstrin homology domain-containing family F member 2
Biological process (GO): endosome to lysosome transport; endosome organization
Cellular component (GO): early endosome
Molecular function (GO): metal ion binding; phosphatidylinositol binding
Source: RefSeq, a predicted model, not a curated record
GCUGUGCGACUCAACAGGAAAUGUGAGUUUCACAUAUAAAGGACCUCUUGUGGCAACUCACUCUUCAUUACAGAAACUACUACUUGACACUGACAAAACCUACUGUAUGGUGGUCAAUCGGGAACUAAGCGAUUUACUACCGAGACACAGACUGCUGCAGCGUAAACAAGAUAUUAAUCACAAAAGAGAGAGUAAAAGUGUUGUAAUCCAGCUCAUCAUGGUGGACCAGCUGGCUUUCACGCAAGAGAACAGAGAGCGGAUCCAGGCAGUGGAGAACUCCUUUGGCCCCUCUGGGAAGUCCCUGUUCAGACCUGGCCGGGUCUUGAUAGGCGAGGGGCGGCUGAUGAAGCUGUGUCGACGCCGCCCACAGCCCAAAGUAUUUUACUUGUUUAAUGACAUUUUGGUCUACGGUAGCAUCAUCCUUCAUGGACACUGGCACAAGAACCAGCAGAUAAUCUCCCUGGAGGAUAUCCAGCUAGAGGACCUGGAGGACGGGGUCAGCAUGGAGAACCAGUGGUUGAUCCGCACCCCACGGAAGUCAUUUUACGUGUCAGCUGCCUCUGCUGAGGAGAAGCAUGCCUGGAUGAAGCACAUCGAAGACUGCAAGUUCAAGCAGCUGCAGCAUGCCGGCUGCCAGCCCGGAUGCACCUUCGCCACCACCUGGAUCCCUGACCGGGCGUCCGCCAUCUGCAUGCGCUGCUCUAAAACAUUUCGGGUCAACAAACGACGCCACCACUGUCGUCGCUGCGGCUUCGUCGUCUGCAACGCCUGCUCCAAGAACCGGGCCGUAAUCUGCCACAUCUCUACUAAGCCUGUGAGGGUAUGUCGACUGUGUCACCUCAGUCUCCAGGACCAUGGGGCGCUGACCCAGGACGAGGUGCGUUCACGGGGGGACAGUGAUGGGAGGAACUGCUCUGAUGAAUACGAACUGGUCAUGCCCGAGUACGAGGCGACUAUCGACGAUGAGGCAGAUGAGCGGGUAGAUGACCACGCACCACACAAGUGGGUUGAGUCUCAGAUCAACUCUUGGUCCCCGUAUAACUAUUUAAAACCGCACCAUCAAAGUCCCAAUCUCACUGGCUUGUCAAGCCACUUGACUUGAAUUGAAUUGGAAUUUUGGACAAUGUGAGAGGACACUGAAAAGUAUUUACUGAAUGAGUAUGUGGUGAAGAAGUGUCAAAUCAAGACGUUACAUGGUCACAUGUAAAUCAGAAAUAUUGUGCAAAUAUGAACACUACUGGAUCAAUAUAUUCCUGUUAAUAUACCUUUGAGUGUAUUGGGGGGGGGGGGCUUAUUUGUGUCAUCCGUUUGAUAAAUGUUAACCUGUAGUAUGCAUUGUUGACUGUCCAUUAUACACUCACGCAGCAUCUUUGUUUACAUGAAAUAUUUUGCACUGAAUACUUUUAUAUUCAUCCUAUACUUAUCUUCUUUAAAAAAAAAGGCAUGUUGACUAAGAUAACGUGCCCAUAUUAUGUGUACCUGCAAUUAUAACUCUAAAUGACAAUACCUAUACUCGUUUAUCACAUUCACAUCAACCAUUUACCUAUAAAAUAAAACAUAUUUUGAUAGCAAA